This is a messenger RNA of Peromyscus leucopus (white-footed mouse), 1047 nucleotides long. Its product is annotated as olfactory receptor 5B2-like. The transcript is spliced from 3 exons. The record is from RefSeq and is a predicted model, not a curated record. Gene Ontology annotation, molecular function: G protein-coupled receptor activity; odorant binding; olfactory receptor activity. Gene Ontology annotation, biological process: sensory perception of smell; G protein-coupled receptor signaling pathway. The coding region runs from base 1 to 1047 and encodes 348 amino acids. Gene Ontology annotation, cellular component: membrane. Lineage: Eukaryota; Metazoa; Chordata; Mammalia; Rodentia; Cricetidae.
AUGAGGCGUCAACCAAACCAAAGAAGCUAUGGGAAACUAAGGAAUCCUGAGAGUGGGAACAUCCUGUGGAUUCAGAAAACAGCCAUGAACACCACAGAAGUGAGUGAAUUCAUCCUCCUGGGACUAACCAAAGCACCAGGGCUUCAUGUUUUUCUCUUUAUGAUGUUCACAUUUAUCUAUGUCUUCACUUUGGUUGGGAAUCUUGCAAUGAUCCUUCUGAUUUUGCUAGAUGCUCAUCUCCACACCCCCAUGUACUUCUUCCUCAGUAAUCUUUCCUUGGUAGACUUUGGUUCUUCCUCAACAGUCACUCCAAAGGUCAUGACUGCACUCCUUACAGGAAACAAUGUAAUUUCCUACGAUGCCUGUGCUGUUCAGAUGUUCUUCUUUGUGUUCUUUGCCACAGUGGAUAGCUACCUGUUGGCCUCAAUGGCGUAUGAUCGAUAUGCAGCAGUGUGUAAACCCUUACAUUAUACUACCACCAUGACAAAAGGUGUGUGUGCUUAUCUGGCCAUUGGCUCCUAUGCUUUUGGCAUUUUGAAUGCUUCUAUACAAACAGUGGACACCUUCAGCCUCCAUUUUUGUGUAUUCAAUGUGAUUAAUCACUUCUUCUGUGAUAUUCCAGCAGUGAGGAUUCUGGCUUGCUCUGAUAAGCACAUGAAUGAAAUGAUUCUUAUUCUUAUGUCUAGUUUUCACAUUAUGUUUGCUUUUCUUGUUAUCUUGAUUUCCUACCUACUCAUAUUUAUGAACAUUUUGAAGAUGCAUACAAAUGAGGGAUACCAGAAGGCUUUCUCCACAUGUGCUUCUCACCUCACUGCAGUUUUCACAUUUUAUGGGACUGUCACCAUAAUGUAUUUAAAGCCAAGUUCCAGUCAUUCCAUGGACACAGAUAAAUUUGUCUCUGUGUUCUACACCAUGGUCAUCCCCAUGCUGAAUCCUGUGGUCUACAGCAUGAGGAACAAAGAAGUUAAAAAUGCAGUUAAGAGGGUUGUUCAAAGGCUACUUUCUACUUUCUCCUCUAUCUGGUUCAGUGGAGCUGGAUUUUGUUGA